AUGCUUUUCCCACCGUUUCUCAACUUGCCAAUCCCUGGCUUUUCCUUCCUUUUCCUGCUCCUUCUUUCCUUUGUUCUCUCCUCGCUUCGCCCUUGUACCCAGAUACCGGUACCGGUACCCAAGUGGGGUAAACACAGCCGAUCCCACCUACCUACCAACCAACCUACCUCCAUGCCCAGCGACCAAGCGUCCUGCCAAACCAGCGCGUGCUACUAA
Messenger RNA from Plenodomus lingam JN3, 216 nucleotides. The record is from RefSeq and is a predicted model, not a curated record. Lineage: Eukaryota; Fungi; Ascomycota; Dothideomycetes; Pleosporales; Leptosphaeriaceae.